AUGAGAUACGUGUUUGAAGAAGAGCAUUCUGGCAGCCAUGUGGAAGAUAAUGUGCAGGAGGGCAGGAACAGAGGUGGAGUGCUGAGAGUGAGCUUUGACAGCAGUCCACAGGAAAUUUGUGAAGGAACAGAAACAGGUACAGAAGAAAUUAGUAGAAUGUCUUCAAAAGCCAUGCGUAAAGUACAAGAGGAUAUUACAUCUCUGAACCAGCUUCUGUCACUGGCUGCCAGUGGAUUACAGAGGAACACCCUCAGUAUUGACAAGUUGAAAACAGAAACUGCUCAGGUCCUUGCAGGAACAUUUCCUGGAGUGCGGCACAACAGUGCAGAAGGGAAAUCCUUUGUCCUCUUAAUAAGAUGUCCUGGAGCUUCUCAUCGGAGACUUGCUCUAGAAAGGAGGAAAACUGAUAAAGCUCAGACAGAGAUUGAGAAUGAAAAUGGAACCACUGUAAUAGAUCUUCCAGGUACUUUAUCCCUCGAAACGGACUGUUCAAGGACAGGCACAGCACCUGCUUAGUGCAGCUUGAUAUCAGCGUCUCUGCCCCCAUGGCCUGAGGAGCCUGGCCUGGACAACCCCGCCUUGGAGGAGAACACGGCCACUGACACUAUGCAACAGCCGGUUAGUUUUCCAGAAGGCAAAAUUACUACAAUUGAAAUUCACCGGGGUGAUCCUUAUAUUCAGCUAGGAAUUAGCAUUGUGGGCGGCAAUUUAGCGCCACUGAUCAACAGAUACAUUGUUAUCCAGGAAGUCUGUCGGGAUGCGGUGAUCGCCAAAGAUGGAAGACUUCUUGCUGGAGACCCAAUUCUUCAGGUCAACAACUGUAACACCAGCAAUGUGUCUCACAACUAUGCCAGAGCCACCCUUUCCCAGCCCUGUUCCACACUGCACCUAAGCGUGCUGCAAGAGUGGUGCUUUGGGGGCCGGACCUACAGCCACCCCGACAGUAGCUCUCCCCGGGAAGAGGUCUUCCACGUAGUCUUUCACAAACGGGACUCUUGUGAACAACUUGGCAUUAAACCCAUUCAAAGGACCGGUGAACCAGGUGUUUUUAUCCUUGAUCUGUUGGAAGGGGGCCUGGCUGCCCAGGAUGGAAGGCUGAGCAGCAAUGACCGAGUGCUCGCCAUCAAUGGACACGACCUGAAGCUCGGAACCCCUGAGCUUGCCGCCCAGAUCAUUCAGGCUAGUGGCGACAGGGUGGAUUUAACAAUUGCUAGGCCGGGGAAAUCCCAGCCUGGUAACCCUGUCCAGGACGCAGGAGCUCUGGGUAGCAGCCAGCACCAUGCACAGCCGCUGUACCACAACAGACCCAGCUCAUACAAGGAUCUUACCCAGUGUGUUACAUGCCAAGAAAAACACAUUACUGUAAAGAAGGAACCACCUGAGUCCCUGGGAAUGACAGUGGCAUGGGACAGAGGAAGCAAGAGUGGUAACCUGCCCAUCCUUGUAACCAGUGUGCCAGCUCAUGGCUGUCUGGCACGUGAUGGCCGCAUAAAAAGAGGUAAGAUAGGGAGGGCUGGGAACAGUGAAACUCCUCCCAUCUUCUCCCUGCAUGCAACUCAUGUUUGA
Messenger RNA from Mustela lutreola (European mink), 1566 nucleotides. Its product is annotated as ligand of Numb protein X 2-like. Gene Ontology annotation, molecular function: ubiquitin-protein transferase activity; protein binding. The record is from RefSeq and is a predicted model, not a curated record. Lineage: Eukaryota; Metazoa; Chordata; Mammalia; Carnivora; Mustelidae.